Molecule: messenger RNA, 1275 nt
Organism: Eucalyptus grandis
Lineage: Eukaryota; Viridiplantae; Streptophyta; Magnoliopsida; Myrtales; Myrtaceae
Product: ran-binding protein 1 homolog a
Exons: 4
Coding region: 151-822 (223 amino acids)
Biological process (GO): nucleocytoplasmic transport
Cellular component (GO): cytoplasm; nuclear pore
Molecular function (GO): GTPase activator activity
Source: RefSeq, a predicted model, not a curated record
GCCGACAAUAAAACCCUCGUUUGUCCUUACUUUUCCCCCGCCCCACGCUUCCUGUCGAUCGCUCUUCCUCUCUCCUUUGCCCAGCGCCACCACCAUCACUCUCUCUCUCUCGCUCUCUCUCUCUCGAAUUCCGAUUUCUCUCUCGCCAGAAUGGCCUCCAAAGAGCCGGAGCAGCAGCCGCAGCACCGCGAAGACGAGGAAGCCCCCGCCGCCGAAGACGAGGACACCGGCGCUCAGGUCGCCCCCAUCGUCCGCCUCGAGGAGGUCGCCGUCACCACCGGCGAAGAAGACGAAGAGGCCAUCCUCGAUUUGAAAGCGAAGCUCUAUCGAUUCGACAAGGAAGGGAACCAAUGGAAGGAGAGGGGCGCCGGUUCCGUUAGGUUUUUGAAGCACAAGGAAACUGGCAAGGUCCGGCUCGUCAUGAGACAGUCCAAGACCCUCAAGAUCUGCGCCAAUCAUCUCAUUAUCCCGACUAUGUCGGUCCAGGAACACGUCGGGAACGAGAAGUCCUGCGUUUGGCACGCCAGGGACUUCGCCGAUGGUGAGCUGAAGGACGAGCUCUUCUGUAUCAGAUUCGCGUCCAUCGAAAAUUGCAAAAACUUCAUGGAGAAGUUCCAGGAGGUUGCUGAAUCUCAACAGAAGAAAGAGGAAAAUGAAGAUGCAAGAGCAACUGCAUCGCUCCUUGAUAAGUUGACUGUUGAGGAAAAGAAAACAGAAGAUAAAUCAGGUGAAGAUGUGCCAGUAUCAAAGGAAGGCGAAACGGUAACUGAACCUGCCCCAGCAGAUGGGGAUAAGAAAAGUGAGCCUGGUUCCUCGGCUUAAAGGGGGAUACUGCUUUUGAACCAGGAUCUACCGGCUGCAAUGAGGUUGUGGCUUUAUGAAGGUCUUUUUCUGCCGGUCCCUAGUCAUUUGUCUGGAUUGGUCCUCUAGUUUCUGGUCUGUCAAAUUGGUCCGGACAAAUAGAAUCGAGUCUGGGAUUAGACGGGAGUUUAUGGUCUUGGGUUUGUUGAAGGUUUUCACUAUUUCUUUCACCUUCGCAACUCUUGGAAAUUGAUUAUUAGUUGGUGGAAAUUACAGUAAGAGGCAGUGACAGUAUCACCAACAUAAUUGAGUCGGGUCAUACUUGCAUAUGUUGUGCUGGUUUUUUCUGUACCGUGUGAAGAAUCUAUCUGCAUGAUGUAUGCAGAUAGAUUCCUUUUCUAGACAUGCGAUGGGGAAAUGUUAUCUUUUGUUUAAUUAUUUCAUCAAUUAAAUUAUUGAGCAACCCAAAGUAUA